AUGUCACUUUCUAGACAUUUUUUUGGAAAAUUCCAAUCGUUCAUCUCAAUCGCACUUUUUUUCGCCUUGUUCGCCGUCGUCAGCCACGGUGCUUCCAUUCCAAACGCUCAAGAAUCAUCCAAACCGUCCGAUUUGAUCGAAAUCGAAGUUGAUGCCGCUCCCGAAAGUGGUGCCAUACAAGGUCUUAGAUUGAAAAGAAGCGGAGACCUCGGUGAAAAUCUUCCAGAAAUCGACAUUGAAAAAAUCGACAACGACGUCAUUUCCGUGAACGGUGUCAGAUUGAAAAGAAGCGAAUUGAAAGAUUUGUCGGAUGUUAACCUCGACGAAGAAGCGACCGAAGAUGAUGCUUCCGGUGAAAGAACUAGAAGAUCCGGCGGUGGAGACCUUUUGGGAUUCCUCGGACAAAAACUCGGACAGAAAAUCAGUGCUUUUGCCAGCGCCAGUUCCGGACACAAUUCCGAAGCUGAAGUUCACUACGGUGCACCAGUCACGACAUACGGCAAAUCAUUCGAUUUCUGGGCCUUUAAAAAAGCCAUCGUCGCCACUUUGCUUCAAGCCGCUAAAGCCAUCAAGGGAGGAGCCAUCGCUUUGAGCGGUCAACUUCUUAAAGCUAAAGGUCAUCUCAUCGCCGCCAAGGGUAAACUUCUCGCAUCCAAAGGAGAACAGGUCAACCAUCUCGGACGGGAGAUCGCCGCUAAAGCUCUUUUACACUCUCCACACGCUGCCGGAGCUGCCACUGCUUUUGCUAACGCUGCUGUCGAUCACGUACCAGACACCGGCUACUCUACCGUAGGAUUAGCUAGCGGUUUCGCUGGACCAACUCAACCAGGUUACGUUGCCGUUUCUGGUGGAUACCCAGUACCGACUCCACACGGAUACAACAAACGAGGAGCCGUUAAUCAACAGUACGCCGUUCCACAAGAACAUACGGAACUAUUAUUAUUAAAUUAA
This is a messenger RNA of Pediculus humanus corporis (human body louse), 951 nucleotides long. RefSeq lists its product as uncharacterized. The transcript is spliced from 5 exons. Lineage: Eukaryota; Metazoa; Arthropoda; Insecta; Psocodea; Pediculidae. The coding region runs from base 1 to 951 and encodes 316 amino acids. The record is from RefSeq and is a predicted model, not a curated record.